Molecule: messenger RNA, 3867 nt
Organism: Heterocephalus glaber (naked mole-rat)
Lineage: Eukaryota; Metazoa; Chordata; Mammalia; Rodentia; Bathyergidae
Product: integrator complex subunit 6-like
Biological process (GO): snRNA 3'-end processing
Cellular component (GO): integrator complex
Source: RefSeq, a predicted model, not a curated record
CGGAGCGCGGACGGAUGGCUAGGCUGUAGUCCUGGCGGCGGCGGCAGUAGUGGUGGCAGGAGGAGGGACAGGGAGGAGGGACAGGGAGGAGGGACAGGGAGGGCCCCGAGAGCUACACACGCUCACACUUUCAAGUUCCCUCUCUGGGAGAGGAGGUGGGGCUGCAGAAAGAGGAGGCCAGGAGCUGUCCCAUCUGUCCCGUCCCGUCUCCCCUCUUCCUUUUGCUCCCUGCCCCCUGGCUCUGCAAGAGUUGAGGGUUCGCGUGGCCUUACGUGGCAGUGAGGGCGAGAGGGCCAGGAGAGAGGGAUCAGAGCCGGGGGCGCGAGGAAAGAUGCCCAUCCUGCUGUUCCUCAUAGACACGUCCGCCUCCAUGAACCAGCGCACUGACCUGGGCACCUCCUAUUUGGACAUUGCCAAAGGCGCUGUGGAGUUGUUCUUGAAGCUACGCGCCCGAGACCCCGCCAGCCGCGGAGACAGGUACAUGCUGGUCACCUACGAUGAGCCGCCGUACUGCAUCAAGGUUGGUUGGAAGGAAAAUCAUGCAACAUUCAUGACCGAACUAAAAAAUCUUCAGGCUACUGGACUGACUACUCUUGGUCAGGCUCUAAGAUCCUCAUUUGAUUUGUUAAAUCUCAAUAGAUUAAUAUCUGGAAUAGACAAUUAUGGACAGCUUCAUCUUCCUUUAAAUUCUCCUCUGCCUGGAAGUGAACUAACCAAAGAACCUUUUCGUUGGGAUCAAAGGUUAUUUGCCCUGGUGUUACGUUUGCCUGGAGUGGCUUGUAUGGAACCAGAGCAACUAGGGAGUGUACCAACUGAUGAAUCAGCCAUCACACAAAUGUGUGAAGUCACAGGAGGUCGCUCCUACUGUGUUAGAACACAACGGAUGUUGAAUCAAUGUUUAGAAUCUCUAGUUCAAAAAAUUCAGAGUGGUGUAGUUAUUAAUUUUGAAAAAACGGGACCAGAUCCUCUUCCUGUUGGAGAAGAUGGACUUAUGGAUUCAUCUAGGCCAACCAAUUCAUUUGCUGCUCAACCAUGGCAUAGUUGCCAUAAACUCAUUUAUGUACGGCCUAACUCUAAAACUGGUGUUCCUGUUGGACAUUGGCCAAUUCCAGAAUCAUUUUGGCCAGAUCAGAAUUUACCUUCACUCCCACCAAGAACAUCUCAUCCUGUUGUUAGAUUCUCCUGUGUAGAUUGUGAGCCAAUGGUUAUAGAUAAACUGCCCUUCGACAAAUAUGAACUUGAACCUUCUCCCCUAACUCAGUAUAUCUUGGAACGAAAGUCUCCCCAUACCUGCUGGCAGGUAUUUGUUACUAGUAGUGGAAAAUACAAUGAACUUGGAUAUCCAUUUGGUUAUUUAAAAGCCAGUACAACUUUAACUUGUGUAAACCUCUUUGUGAUGCCUUACAACUACCCAGUUUUACUUCCUCUUUUAGAUGACUUGUUUAAAGUUCACAAGCUUAAGCCAAAUCUGAAGUGGCGACAGGCUUUUGACAGCUACUUAAAAACUCUGCCUCCAUACUACUUAUUACCAUUAAAGAAAGCACUAAGGAUGAUGGGAGCUCCAAAUCUGAUAUCAGAUAAUUUAGAUUGUGGACUUAGUUACAGUGUUAUCUCUUACCUUAAAAAACUCAGCCAACAGACCAAACUAGAGUCAGAAAGAAUAUUAGCAUCAGUGGGGAAGAAAGCUCCCCAGGAAAUGGGUAUCAAAGUGAAAAAUCAUUCUGGAGGCAACUUGUCCUUGGCUCACAAUAAAAAUUUUAGAAAACUAUUGAAAGAAAUCACAGGGGAAACUGCACUGAGAUUGACAGAAUUGAAUACCAAAGAAUUUGCUGGCUUCCAAGUUGGGCUCUUAAACAAGAAUUUGAAACCUCACACAUAUAGAAAUGCUUAUGAUAUUCCACGUAGAGAUCUUUUGGAUCAGUUGACCAGAAUGAGAUCGAACCUACUGAAAACACACAAGUUUAUUGUUGGACAAGAUGAAGAUUCCCUUCAUAGUGUUCCGGUUGCACAAAUGGGUAACUAUCAGGAAUAUCUGAAGACCUUGGCUUCUCCACUUCGAGAGAUUGAUCCAGAUCAACCAAAAAGACUACAUACUUUUGGGAAUCCAUUUAAACAAGAUAAAAAGGGAAUGAUGAUUGAUGAAGCAGAUGAAUUUGUAGCAGGACCACAAAACAAAUUGAAACGUCCUGGAGAACCCAGUCCUAUGUCAGCUAAGAGAAGGCGGAGUAUGUCCCUGCUCUUGAGGAAACCACAAACACCACCUAUUGUGACCAACCACGUGGGCGAAAAGGGACCGCUCUCGGCCUCAUGGUUCCCCUCUUACCCAAACCUCCUGAAACCCACCCUUGUGCAUGCAGAUGCCGCUGUCAUUCAUGAUGUCCAUGAGGAGAAGAUGGAAAAUGGGCAGACCCCAUCUGAUGGCUUCUUGUCAAAAUCUGCUCCAGCAGAGUUUAUGAAUGUGGCAGGAGAUGGUCUUCCAUCCAACCAACUGGAUUCUCUGUCUGAUGACUUCCGUGGUCUCAGGAAAGAUGGACUGAUUCACAAACCUGGUCAUAAUGACCUUGUAGGAGGAACUCAAAACUGCAGUCUGUCUGUAGAUGACCAAAAUAUCAUAGUACCAUCUACUUUGGAAACUAUGCCAAAUGCAUUGCAAAUUACCCCUGCAAUGGCCCAUGGAAUUAAUGCUGAUAUAAAACACCAAUUAAUGAAGGAAGUUCGAAAGUUUGGACGAAAGUAUGAAAGAAUUUUCAUUUUACUUGAAGAAGUACAGGGACCUCUGGAGAUGAAGAAACAGUUUGUUGAAUUUACCAUCAAGGAAGCUGCGAGGUUUAAAAGAAGAGUCUUAAUUCAGUACCUGGAGAAGGUACUAGAAAAAAUAGAUUCCCAUUGCCUUCUCAACAAUGUUAAUCACAUAAACAGCAGAUCAUCAUGUUAAUGAAAAGACCUGUGAGAAAAAAGGACAAGUUUACUGUGCUAUAGAAUGGAACAGGAUAUUGUUGAAGCCUCCUAGAAUGUUUGAGUCAAGGGAAUCGCCUUCCAUAGUCUAAGAAAAAGUGGUGGAACUUUUUUAUUUUGUUUCAGUAAAAUUUGAGCUUUUGGGCAAGGUCCUGAGUUCGAUCCCCGGUACCCCCACACACACAAAAAAUUGGAGCUUUUGCCUUAGGAAUUUUGGUUGAAAGUGUCCAUUUUUGUUUGUUGUUUCUUUUCCCAGUUGAGGAAGGUGGUGCUGUUAAUUCAGUGUACUAAAUUCAUAAAACAUUGCUGCCCCUACCAUAGGCAAUAAGGGUUUACUCAUUUAAACUUUGCCAUUUCAGGUAUUUCCAGAGUGAAGAGGGGGCAUCAGCAAGUGAAGCACUACUUAAAAUGUUCUUACCAUGUCCUUUAGAAAGAUUAAGCAUACAGAAUCAAAGUAGCCAUCUUGUGUAUGCUGAGCAGAGUUUUCAGUAAUCCCCAGUUGUGCCUUUUAAACCAUGCAAUAUUCAGGAUAGUUUGCAUCAGAGUAAGAAGCUGCUAUUUGGGUAACUUAUUUUUCUUUGAGAAGGGGCAGGGAGAGUCACCAAACAAUCUACCUCCAACUCUCUGAUAUUUGGUCUAGAGAAAUUACAAAGUGCACCUGAGGCUGCCCUAACCCUGGACAUUUGUUCUUGCAUGUGACAACAAAAAGUCUUCAGGUGGACUUGUAUAUUCUGUGCUUUGGAAGCACUAAAAGGAAAAAAAUUUGUAUAUUUCCUUUAAUGUUUAUACAAAAGUUUAUAUGGAGCAGUAUUAUUAUGUUUGUAUUAAUUUGUAAAAAUAUAAGUGUUCAAAGAGAUUUUGGCUUUGGAUAUAUUAAAUAAAUCAUUUUAUGGAUUUUCACAAGUUCAUUAA